Leptidea sinapis is the source of this 4835-nucleotide messenger RNA. It is a transcript of the gene Sdc, whose product is annotated as syndecan. Lineage: Eukaryota; Metazoa; Arthropoda; Insecta; Lepidoptera; Pieridae. The coding region runs from base 313 to 1137 and encodes 274 amino acids. Gene Ontology annotation, biological process: cell migration. The transcript has 5 exons. The record is from RefSeq and is a predicted model, not a curated record. Gene Ontology annotation, cellular component: membrane; cell surface.
AUAGUGAGAGUGAAUGUAAUAAAUUGAAAUGCGUGACGCGAAAUAGAGCUUCAUCGACCAUUCGGGCGAACGACCGAGCAAUGCAGGGAAGGCCCACAUGAAUGAAAUUAGCUGCGAGUCGCCCGGAACACGCUACGUCGUGAAGCAAGCACCAAGCUGCUCUCAGUUUACGAAUAACUCAUCGACGAGACGCAUGUCGAAUUUCGCGUUGUUGUGACCGUGAAUUAAGUGUUGUGGUAUAACAUAACAGCAAAUUGUUUUGUGCCGUGUUAGUGUAGUGCAACUGUGGCCGAGGCUUUCAAAUCUGUUGUGAUGCAUUUAAGAAUAUACAUAUGGCUCUUUUGUGUGGCCCUCGCUGGAAAUGUACGAGCUACAGAGGACGUUGCAGCCGUCGUUCAUCCAACGGAGAUCGAAGUCCACAUACAGCACGACGGUCCUCUCGCUUCUGACAAGGACCUGUUCAUCGAUGAUGACGGCUCCGGCUUAGAAGUCGACGAGAGCUCGGGUUCCGGUUUCGGACCCGGUCCUGACGACGAGGACGGGCGUGGUUCAGGUGACGCUCCCUACGCGCCUGAAGAUGACGAGGAUUACGCACGCCCACGCACUUCAACCACAACAGAGGCUCCGAAAUUCGACGGAGAAUAUCCAGUCCCGGAUAUAUACAGUCCGAUUUCGACACCCGAGCCUGUUUACCCACAACCAGUAGACAAGCUGUUCGAUAUAGUCAGUCCGAGGAUAUUGUUUGGCGGCCCAGGAGAAGUAGACCCACGCGGUGCUGGCGUGGAUCUUCCCUCGCAUCCAGAUUCUGGAGAUAUCAAUUUAUCUGGAGAUAUUAUUGAUCAGAGUCCAGAGGGCUCGAACCUGGAGCCUCAGCAGCGCCCGGCUGACAACGGCGUGCUCAUCAUGGACCCGGCUCACGAAGAUCGCGCGGCAAGUUUUUUCUCGCAGCCCGGCAUACUUGCCGCGGUUAUCGGUGGAGCAGUGGUGGGACUCCUCUGCGCUAUACUAGUAGUAAUGUUUAUAGUCUACCGCAUGAGAAAGAAGGACGAGGGCUCGUAUGCUCUGGAUGAGCCCAAGAGGAGUCCAGCGGCCGCCUCGUACGGAAAGGGUCACAACAACCGCGAAUUCUACGCGUGAGAAGACACAGAACAAACGAUGCCACCAUUACAAAUGUCAGACACUCAAAAUGGCCUCACGUCAUUUUGAUACAAUAUUUAGUUUCGACUCUGAUGAGAUCCGUUAUACGAUUAUUUUUCGAACGUGGCUAAAUUUGUUCUGUGUAAACACUAUAUUUGUACUCAUUGUACUUGUGUGUACAGUCAUUGUACAUUCAUUUGUUGUUUGUCGAAUCAAUGUUUUAAGUAAAUUAUUGUUUCAUAAGACCAAUUCGGUAAACGCGUAUUUCGCCUUGAGACCAAUGUUUUUGGAGUGUAAUUGAAUCUGAAUGGAAACACUUGUACUAUUUCUAAGAAUGUGCCAUUCUCUUACCAUUCUAUUGUACAUUUCCUACUCGUAGUUCUCUCUAUAGUCUACGUCCAUAUCCCAUUUUAAAUAAAUAAACUAAAUAUCAAUCUAUGUAUAUAAAUAUUAGAUCUUAAUGUGUAUCUGUUUAAAAUCCUAGUAAAUGCUUUAUGAAAUAAUUAUUGAUACCUACUCAUAUGAUAAAUUAGUAAAUGUAAUAUGAUAUCAAUUAAACUAACUCUAUAACUAACAUUGAAUUUACUUUUUUUUAUAUUUGUGUAAGUAGAACUCCUAAAAGUUGUUUCGCUUAAAGAAACUUAUAUAGAGUUUGCAUCGAAGCUUUUCAUUUUUAUACAUAAACGGUUUAUUCUUAUAUAAUUAUUUCGCUUGAAUGCUCCUCUAGUGUAAUUAUAUUUUAUUAAUACUUUUAUGUAUUGACAGGUUUUCUCAUAAAUUGACUCUUCUUCAUAUGUCACUAGCUAAAUAUAAAAUUGGUAGUGUUUUGUUUUAGUGUAUGUAAAAGGGCCUACAUCGCUUAGUAUAAAGUUUUGUAUGGCAGGAGGUACACUCAAUAUAUGGAUUUUAAUGGAUAGGUCGGUCGGAUCAAAUGAUUAUUAAUAUCAAAAUUCAAACAGAUGCAACUUGAUUGUAUAAAAAAGAAAAUUGCUAAGUCUCUUUUAUCAUAACUUGUCAAAUUGCUAUGUGUUAAAAAAUUUAAAGUUGAAUAAAUUAUGAAUGUUUUUUUAAGAUUUCUAAAUGUACCUACAAUAUUUACAUUUUAUUAAAAUAAAAGUAUGAAGUAUAACAUACUCAGACAUGGCCCCCUAUUCAGCCUUUGACCCUAAUAUAUUCUAAAUUCUCUUUACAUCUAGUUUUUUACGAUAUUUUACGUUUUUUUUUUUAGUUUUAAGAAUAACAAUUAUGUUAACUUUGGCUAUGAUUUAUUGAAUAUUGUUUAAGAAUUUUAUAUUUCGCCUUAUUUUUAAUGAUUUACAAAAAAUUUUUAAAACAAUUUUUACCUUUAAAUGAAUUCCUUUCAGGUUCUGAUUUGAAUACUGUUUAAGCAUAUUAUUAUGUAAAAAUAUUUGGUUUCAUAAAUAAGGCAUCUGUUGUAUUAUAAUGAUUAUUAUAUUUAAUAAACAUCAGGUUGUGCGUUCCAGUCUAAUCUAUACCUUGUGCCAUCUCACAAUAAAGCCUAUUUUUGCUUCGAUUUCUAAUUGAAUUUCGGCAGCCAGUUUUAAGUCAAUUAAUUUAUUGUGAAUAUUUAAUUUACUGUAAGCAGUUCUAUAUUUAUUUGUCUAGUGGAUAUUUUACGAGAAAAUAUUAUAGGAUCUACUAGCAUUAUAGGAAUAAAGUUUAUCUAAUUAUAAUUCACGCAGCACGACUAACAUAUUGAAUUUAUUCAGUAAUGAUUUCAUCUGGGUUCAAGUUAGGUAACAUAUUUGGCUGAGCUAAGUGACUUACUAUACACAAACAUAUUAUACUUAUCAUGCAAAGGAAUGAAAGUUGAUAAGUUUCUAAAUAUUGAAGUGAAAACUUUCUUUAGCGGCGUUGAGCACUUUUCUUGAGAUGGGUAUAAAAUGUUAAACUCGCGUCAGGACACGUGGCCUGAUCGAAAAUUCGUAAGGCGGAGGGACUCGAGUCUUUUCUGACAAUUAUAAACUAUAUAUAAUAUAAUUACGAAAAUAUAUUUUGGAAGCUGAAUUAUGUAAUAUAAAUUUUUACUUUUGUGUAGGAAUAUAAAUGAAUAUUGUAUUUAACCACAAAAAUGCUAGUACUUUUAUUCUGAUAAAUAAAACAAUUCGUGCGAAAUUAUUCCCUAAUCAUUCCAAAAUAUUCAAAAAUGCACAACGUUAAUGAUCAAGUUUUCACUUGCAAUGCAACGCGUUAAUUUUUUUUUUUUUCAACAAGAUGUUUGAAAUAAUUGAUUUUGUGAAGCUCUAUAGCCUAUAUUUAAUUAUAAAUUCAAUCGAUUAUUGAUGUAUAAUAAAUUUGACCCAAAAUGAAACCAAUAUUUGAGUAAAACAAUAGGAAUACAUUCCCUCGAAUCAGUAAAAGAUUUACAACGCUCACUUAGAAUAAGAAGUGUAUAUUGUAAUUGUAAAGUCUUUUAGAACUAAUGAAGUUAUUUAUAAAUAGUCGUAAAUAUCAACCAAAUAAAUAUACUAAAGGUUAAUCUCUCUUUCAUUGUAGUUAUUAUCUUGAGGUGGGUACUAUAGUCAGCCCUGAAUUAGCUUAAAACCACAGUACAGAAAAAUGAUUCGACUCUCGAUACAUUGCCAGCAUAUUCGGCCUAUCUCAUGCUACAUUGAAAAUAAUAAUGACGUCAUUUAAUAGUAAGAUUUUAAUUUCUAGUACUCACCUUUUUACCUAGUUGUAUUUUUGUAAAUUUGAAUCAAAUAUUCAUCUCUUUAAUGAUUCAUUUAUAUAAAUAAAAUUAGGAAUUCUACAUAAUAUAUGUAUCUUAGAUCGAAAUAAUAUAAUAUAUGUGGUUUUAUCGAAGUACUAUAUUCUUAAGUCAUAUAUUGUAUUAAAUAAAAUUACUUCCUUUAUCUUUUAAAUAAAUAAUAAAGUUUAAGUUUUUUUUUGCAUAAUCUAAUCCGUUUUAAAUAUUAUACAUUGUCAACUUGUCUAAAAAUUACAACGGUCUAAGUACCUACAUUAUAUUUUUCGAAACGACAUUUAGACCUAUUUUCGUUUUUAAGCCACUUAGAUAUUUAUUGGUAUAUAAAUAUUUGGCAAUGUUUUCAUUUAUUACUCUGAAAUCAGGCUCUCGUGGCCUCAUUAAGUUACACUUUGCUUAAUUAAAACGAUAUGUUUACUUCUAAUACUUGCCAACGAAAUAAUUUCAAACGAUGCAGCUCCGCGUAGCUAAUUAAAAAUAUUAAGACCAUUUGCUAGUUUUCAUAAGGAAAAAUACAAUAUGCGUCUUACAUUUGUAAAAUCCUUAUUUCAUUUAAAAACUGAUUUUUUUAAUAAAACAAGAUAUAUUUAUAUGCCUUUUUAUGUAAUCAUUAGGUACUGUUCAGACGUCUUUGAACAACAAAUAAGUGUUUAAGUCUUGUUUAGAACUCUGAGAGAGAAACAUUCACUUUUUGUUGAAAUAUUUUAGAGGAUCUUUGAAAGUUUUUUACUAUCUAUAUUGAAAUAUAUAUAAACAUUCUUUAUUAUUUCAUUCUAUAAGUCAUAACACAGUUAUUGAACAUUGUCACUACUGACAGAUAUUACGUAGAAAGGCAUAUUCUUAUAAUCUUAGACUAAUUGUUUGCUAUAGUUACUCUCUAAGCCUAGUUAAGUUAUCGUUUAUUGUUCCAAUGUCCACCUUGUAAAUACACUCCUUUACACUUAGGUUAUUAUACAGGUGAAUUAUAGAA